Messenger RNA from Dipodomys ordii (Ord's kangaroo rat), 3500 nucleotides. It is a transcript of the gene Dis3l2, whose product is annotated as DIS3 like 3'-5' exoribonuclease 2. The record is from RefSeq and is a predicted model, not a curated record. The transcript has 22 exons. Gene Ontology annotation, biological process: translation; miRNA catabolic process. Gene Ontology annotation, cellular component: exosome (RNase complex); P-body; ribosome. NCBI's taxonomy places the organism in Eukaryota, Metazoa, Chordata, Mammalia, Rodentia, Heteromyidae. Gene Ontology annotation, molecular function: RNA binding; 3'-5'-RNA exonuclease activity; structural constituent of ribosome. Bases 158 to 3163 code for a protein of 1001 amino acids.
GAGCAUUCUCCUUAGCAACUGAGGGUCCGCGGCGCCGGCGCCGGCCUCCGAGAGCGACGCUUGUGAUAACUGAGCUGUUCAAGGAAGGAAGAACUCUGAGCGGAGCAGUGGAGGUUCCCCUGAAUCUGCAAAAGAACAGGCGACUUUGGAACCAGUAAUGAGCCAUCCUGACUGCAGGCUGAACCUCCGGCCCAUAGGGACCCCCAGAGGUGUGUCCUCACAUAGUGUUGGUGCUUCGCCAGGUGACAAAAAGUCAAAGAACAAGUCCAUGAGAGGGAAGAAAAAGAGCAUAUUUGAAACUUACAUGUCCAAGGAGGAUGUUUCAGAAGGCCUGAAGAGAGGAAUGCUUAUCCAGGGUGUACUGAGAAUUAAUCCAAAGAAGUUUCAUGAGGCUUUCAUUCCUUCCCUGGAUGGUGAUCGAGACAUUUUUAUUGAUGGGGUUGUUGCUCGUAAUAGAGCCUUAAAUGGGGACGUGGUGGUUGUAAAACUGCUUCCCGAGGAGCAGUGGAAGGUGAUUAAACCGGAGAGCAGUGAAAAAGAAACAGAAGCUCCCUAUGAAUCUGAUCUUCCAGAGGAGCUCCCUCAGCAGUCCCUCAAAGGCUGUAAUGACAGUCCUGAUGUCAUUAUAGAGGCUCAAUUCAAUGACAGUGACUCAGAAGAUAGACAUGGGAACACAAAGAAUGUGCUGGUAGAUGGUGUUAAGAAGCUCUCAGUUUGUGUUCCUGACAAAGGAAAAGAAGAUCCUAGUGCACCAGUUUCAAAAGAGGAGAACAUUUCCAUGUCUCAAGAUAUAAGAGCUUCAUCAGAGAAGUUACUGCAGAAAUCAGCCAAGGUGGUUUACAUCUUGGAGAAAAAACAUUCUCGAGCAGCAACUGGCGUUCUCAAACUCUUGGCUGAUAAGAACAGUGAACUGUUUAGGAAAUAUGCCCUGUUUUCUCCUUCAGACCACCGAGUGCCUAGAAUUUAUGUACCUCUCAAGGAUUGUCCCCAGGACUUCGUGACCCGGCCUAAAGAUUAUGCCAACACACUGUUCAUCUGCCGCAUCAUAGACUGGAAGGAAGACAGCAAUUUUGCCCUGGGAUUAAGGCCAUUGGCUUUUCACCAAGAUGGCGCCAAAAGCCAAGCUGGAGUUCAUCUUGCCCCUCCUAAAGCCGAAGCCAAGGAAAAGGCUUUGAAGACCAAGAAGGCAAUGUUGAAAAGUGGCCACAGACACAAAAAGAAGAUAUGCAUUUCACUCACCUUCUGGCGACACAAGACGCUGGGCUCUGGAGACAGCGCAAAUACCCUCGGAAGAGUGCUCCGAGGAGAAACAAGCUUGACCACGAUGCUAUCUAUCAUCAAGUUCCCUCGGACCACCGAGUCAGCCAUGAAGAAGAUAGAAGACAACAACAUAUUUGUGGUGAUUGUAGAUGUCAAGGCCAACAAGCAUCAGAUCAAACAGACUGUGAAGAAGCUCUGUGACAUUGAUGUGGCUGAGAAGGGCCAAAAACUUAUCUUUAGUUCACAGGCCUUUCAUAAACAGAUGGCAUGCCAAACUUCUGGACUCCUGCUCAAGAGUAAUGUUUGGGUGGCAUAUCUUUACAGCAGGAAAGCCUUAUUAGUACUGUUCAGUAUUGAUUUAGAUUUCCAUAAUUCUAGCAAAUAUGGAAAAGACUGUGUCUUCACCAUUGACCCAUCAACUGCCCGGGACCUCGAUGAUGCCCUCUCCUGCAGGCCACUCACAAAUGGCACCUUCGAAGUGGGCGUCCAUAUUGCUGAUGUGAGUUAUUUCAUUCCUGAGGGGUCCAGCCUGGAUAAGGUGGCUGCUGAGAGAACUACAAGUGUCUACUUGGUUCAGAAGGUGGUCCCCAUGCUUCCCAGGCUGCUAUGUGAAGAGCUGUGUAGCCUGAACCCCAUGACUGACAAGCUGACCUUCUCAGUGAUCUGGACGCUGACCUCUAAGGGCAAGAUUCUUGAGGAGUGGUUUGGCCGGACCAUCAUCCGCUCCUGCACCAAACUGAGCUAUGAGCACGCACAGAGCAUGAUUGAGAAACCAACUGAGAAGAUCCCCCAGGAAGAGCUGCCCCUCAUUUCCCCAGAACACAGUAGCGAGGAGGUGCACCAGGCUGUCCUGAACCUGCACGGAAUUGCAAAGCAGCUUCGUCAGCAGCGCUUUGUGGAUGGCGCACUCCGUUUGGAUCAGCUAAAACUUGCUUUCACCGUCAACCACGAGACUGGAUUGCCUCAAGGAUGUCAUAUCUAUGAAUACAAAGACAGCAACAAGCUCGUGGAGGAGUUCAUGCUCUUGGCCAACAUGGCAGUGGCCCACAAGAUCUACCGUGCCUUCCCUGAGCAGGCUCUGCUGCGACGGCACCCCCCACCCCAAACAAAGAUGCUCAAUGACCUAGUGGAAUUCUGCAACCAAAUGGGGCUGCCCAUGGAUGUCAGCUCUGCAGGCUCCCUUAAUAAAAGUCUGACCAAAACAUUUGGAGAUGACAAGUACUCCUUAGCUCGGAAGGAGGUGCUCACCAACAUGUACUCCCGACCCAUGCAGAUGGCACUGUACUUCUGCUCAGGGGUGCUGCACGAUCAAGCUCAGUUCCGGCACUAUGCCCUCAAUGUGCCUCUCUACACGCACUUCACCUCACCCAUCCGCCGCUUUGCAGACGUCAUGGUGCACCGCCUCUUGGCUGCUGCUCUGGGCUACAGGGAACAGCCAGACACUGAGCCCAGUACCAUACAGAAGCAGGCGGACCACUGCAAUGACCGCCGCAUGGCGUCCAAGCGUGUACAGGAGCUCAGCACCAACCUCUUCUUUGCUGUCCUGGUCAAGGAGACUGGCCCCUUGGAGUCAGAAGCCAUGGUGAUGGGUGUCCUGAACCAAGCCUUCGAUGUGCUGGUGCUGCGUUACGGGGUACAGAAGCGUAUCUACUGCAACGCGCUGGCCUUGCGGUCCUACCACUAUCAGAAGGUGGGGAAGAAGCCGGAGCUUACACUUGUUUGGGAGCCUGAAGACCUGGAACAGGAGCCCGCACGGCAGACCAUCACCAUCUUCAGCCUGGUAGAAGUGGUCCUGCAGGCGGAGAGUGUGGCCCUCAAGUACAGCGCCAUCCUGAAGCGGCCAGGCCCUGAAAGUUCCCUGGGCCUGGAGGAGGAGGAGCCCAACGCUGAGCCGGAGGACUGAGUGCCGCACCGUCACCUGCCUAGCCUGCUGGCUUUCAGGAAUGGGACCUUUUGACACCAAAGGGGAUUUUUAAUUUGGUUUUUUUUUAACAACUCAGGGGUUUAUUUUUAUUUUCAUUUUAUUUUAUUUUUACAGCUCAGUUUUUAAAGGAACUGGAUGGGAAAGGAUGGGGUUGGAUGGAAGGCUGAGGCCUGGCUAGUGCUUCCCCAAACAAAAAGGGGCCCCAGUCCCUCCUGGGAGGCCAACCCAGCUUCUACCAGCCCCCCACUGUCCUCCCCGUCCCAGGAAAUGGGGGUUCAGCAAAUCAGUGUCAUGGAAUAAAAUCAAGUGUGAAGUG